Centruroides sculpturatus (bark scorpion) is the source of this 654-nucleotide messenger RNA. RefSeq lists its product as uncharacterized. The coding region runs from base 1 to 654 and encodes 217 amino acids. The transcript has 3 exons. The record is from RefSeq and is a predicted model, not a curated record. Lineage: Eukaryota; Metazoa; Arthropoda; Arachnida; Scorpiones; Buthidae.
AUGGAGAGCAUUUUGACAGUGGUUAUCACCAGUCGCAUGAACUAUCAAAUGCCUCAAAGAUGCUGUGUGACAGGCUGUAAAAGCAAUUACUCAUCUACAGAGUACACAACAGUUUUCUCUUUCCCCAAAAGUCAAGAAAUGAUUAAAGAUAAAGUAAAAAGAGAUGAUGGGUCAUGGUUAAUAGUUCCUAGAUUGAAACCAAAAAUAACUGAAGAUGCCUAUCCUUCCAUAUUUCCAAAUUGUCCAGCUUACCUUUCACGUAAGCCUCCAGCCAAAAGAAAAGCUGGUGAUGACAGAAGAAAAGAAUUAUUUGAAUGUGAUAAUCAACAGUUUCGUGAAUGGUGCCAAAAAGAUAUCAUUAAAUCACUUGCAGAUUUGAAAGAUGGUAUUUCCAAUCAUGUUGCAAAUUCUUGGUUGUAUUUAUUUGAUACAGAAUAUGUUUUAUUAUAUAAAAUUACAAUGUCAGAUAUUCCACAAGUAACCCAUGCUAUUAAAUUGUUUCAAAAUUUUGAUAUAUGCAUAUAUUUUAAUGGAACCCAAUUGGAUAACAAAAACUUUAAAUGGCUGUUAGGAUCAGAAAAAAAGUGUGAUCAAUGGACUAAAUUUGAGGCAUUAUUGAGUCAUUUACAAGGAUAUAACAAAAAUGAAAGAUAA